Branchiostoma floridae (Florida lancelet) is the source of this 1305-nucleotide messenger RNA. RefSeq lists its product as uncharacterized. NCBI's taxonomy places the organism in Eukaryota, Metazoa, Chordata, Leptocardii, Amphioxiformes, Branchiostomatidae. Bases 256 to 618 code for a protein of 120 amino acids. The record is from RefSeq and is a predicted model, not a curated record. The transcript is spliced from 3 exons.
UAUAAACUAUUUUUAUAGUACCCUGUAGUUAUAGUAUUUAGCUAAGGUUUAUGAGAUAUAGUUUUGUGUUUGCUUUAUUCAUUUGCAGGAACUAAGUACACAGGCACAUGUUUUCCAGAUACGAAGGUCUCUGUGGAACUGGAGAAGAUCGUCUGCAACAAGCAACUAUGCAAGGCCUUGAAACGCCUUUCGCCAUCCUACCAGACGUCAUAUCUCGAGGCCUUCCAUAGUCUCAUUCUACAUUUUGCGCCCAAAAUGUACCACUACUCGUACCAAGGGAUGGAGAACAGGGUAAUCCUGGCGGCAUUACAUUUCAACGAGAACGCGCACAGGGCGCAGGCACGGACCAGGGAUGGAGAUGGCAUCUUCAGCAUCCACUUCCCCAAGUACAAGCAGGGCGGGCACAUUGUUAGGAGAGUGCUAGAGCAACCAACUUUUGGUUACGUCAUGGAGCUGGUGGGUCUGGUGAAGCGUAUGUGUGGUGGAGAGGACUUCGAUGGUGACGUCCUGGAACAACAGAUUCCAGAGCCGCUCAGCGCUGCCUGUGACAGGCCAAACAAGGCAGACGCAGUCAGGAGACACACAACACGUUUUGCUGCAAACAAUUUGCAGUACUAGUAGUGUUUCAUCGUAGCUUAGGAUGACUGGCAUGCAGAGAGUGCUAGAUAGGUUUUUCCUUAAACAACCAAAAAUGGCUGUCAGUAUGUCUGUGUCAAAAAUCAUACUGGUUCAUUUUGUACUUAGCACAAUAUCAAUGUGCUUCUUCACUGAUUUUCACUGUACUUUUAUAUGUGUCGGCCGAGGAUAUUGAUAAAGACACAUGACAUGUUUUGCUGCAAAGAUGCAGUGAUGUCUGGAACAUUGAGAUAUGUUUACUAGAUGACACCUGUCUGAAACCUUUUUUUCAUUUUUUUUUCAUGUUUCAUCCUAGUUAUGGAUGGCUGGCAGAUGGUGUUAGGUUGCCUUUUCCUGGAACAACCAAAAAUGGCUGUCAGUAUCUCUGUGUCAAAAGUGAUACUAAUUCAUUUUGUACUUCUUGACGAAUUACUAGCAAUUGUUGGUAUAGAAAAGGACUAGUGUCUAUCUUGACCUCAAAACUUCUCACGUUUUAAAUAUUGUUGCAAGGUUUGACUAUUAUAAUAUGUUUCACCUAAGGCUAAGCCAAGGGUGACUGACUUGCACUAAUAGCUUGAUGAUGAAGUUUUCUUACUAGCAGGCAGUGAUAAUAUUAGUAAUAGCUAAGCUUGCAAAGAAAUGCUAUCUGGUCAGUAUCUGUAAUAAACACAAGCUGUUUUUGAGACCACA